AUGGUCUCGAUUGCUGAAACCACUUACCACAUGCUCUCGCGCCAUAUGAGCGAUAACGAAGAAGCCGAUUUUCCACUUUACCCAGAUCCAAACAUGUUCUCACCCAACUUCCCUUUCGGCGGGCAGAACUUUAACAUGGAUACUGCAUAUGCGUAUCCCAGAACUCAAGAAGGAUAUCCUGCGAGUACCGGUUUAGGCUCCUCCACCAUGUAUGCUGACGCACCGCAAUAUUCUCUCGAGUCACCAGAUCUUCGAGCAGCGCCCUCGAAUUACUCGACAGCAUCUGGACCUUCAGCGACAUCCUCCGCAAUGGGAUCUCCCCAUUCAAUCCAUGGGCAUGUUGUCCCGGCCCCCGAGUGGGCCUCUCACGGACUCGGGUUAAAUCCAAGCAUUGUGCAGUACGACAACUACAGCCAUGGCAGCAAUGAGUACAGCUGCCAGCAACCUACAGAUCCAUCCAUACUGCAUCCCCAAUUUUCCGUCCGCCCAAGCUCCGCGGCCCAGUCCAAUGACACAUCUGUCUAUCCACCACCAACGUACCCUGAAUCGCCAUCAUUAUCGCAUAUGUCGAGAAGUCCAAGACCGAUGAAGCAAGGAAGUCAAUCACCUUACUCAUACGGCUCUUCAUAUCCUUACCCGCCUCCUCGUCGACCAUCCAUUCAAUCUUACGACAGUCAAGAUGGCAAUUUCAGCAGCGAGGAAUCGAAAGAAAAAGGCAGAUGCACAUAUCCCGAGUGCGGGAAGAUCUUCAAAGACUUGAAAGCACAUAUGUUGACUCAUCAGAAUGAGCGACCAGAGAAGUGCCCGAUUCAAACCUGCGACUACCAUAUCAAGGGCUUUGCACGCAAGUACGACAAGAAUCGACAUACUCUUACCCAUUACAAAGGUACCAUGGUUUGUGGGUUUUGCCCCGGAUCUGGCUCUGCAGCAGAAAAGUCGUUCAACCGCGCCGAUGUUUUCAAGAGACAUCUGACCUCGGUCCAUGCUGUUGAGCAAACACCACCGAAUUCGAGAAAGAAGACAUCGGGUAACCUUAAUAGUACCAAGAAGCUCUCUGGGUACGCACCUGACGCUACCGGCAAGUGUUCAACAUGCUCCGGUACUUUCAGUAAUGCUCAAGACUUCUACGAGCAUUUGGACGAUUGCGUUCUCCGCAUUGUGCAACAAGAAGAGCCGUCUGAGGCUAUCAACGCAGCUAGACUCGCCGAGGUUGAGCAAGACCAAGCUGUGCAUGAAACCCUUCGAAACAAUGCCCUCCCGAUCACCACAAUUAACGUCUACUCAGCAGACGAGGAAGAUGAUGAGGAUUUCGAUGACGAGAACGAUGACGACUUUUCUCUUCGCACGAAGUCACGAAAGAAUAAGAACCGCAAUCCCGCCAACGGCGUUCAAAAGUCUCGUGGUCUCACGCACUCAAAAGGAGGCGUGACCCUAAACACCAAGGGCCGCAAGAAGCGCAAGGACUACCCUUCCUCGUGGGGAUGCCCCACUUCACAAAUGAAGAUGAAAAAGCGGGUUCUCUGUGUCUUCGAUGGCCCCCGUCGUCUCUGGAAAGACGACAUGAUGCUGGAUACAGACUACGAAGUCCGUAUGAAGCUCCAGAAUGAGAAGGCAUACGUCACUGACUUGGACGUUCAAACGAUGCGACGAGCGGACGCCUUCCACAAUUCCACAGAGGAGGAGAAGGGCCCCUGGGUGGCCGACGAUCUCACCGGCAUGGACUUGGAGAAGUUGAUGGAGGUGAAGCACGAGUAA
Molecule: messenger RNA, 1755 nt
Organism: Cadophora gregata
Lineage: Eukaryota; Fungi; Ascomycota; Leotiomycetes; Helotiales; Ploettnerulaceae
Exons: 2
Coding region: 1-1755 (584 amino acids)
Biological process (GO): regulation of transcription by RNA polymerase II
Cellular component (GO): nucleus
Source: RefSeq, a predicted model, not a curated record